Messenger RNA from Alternaria alternata, 330 nucleotides. RefSeq lists its product as hypothetical. The transcript has a single exon. The record is from RefSeq and is a predicted model, not a curated record. Bases 1 to 330 code for a protein of 109 amino acids. Lineage: Eukaryota; Fungi; Ascomycota; Dothideomycetes; Pleosporales; Pleosporaceae.
AUGGCACCACGCACUCUCCUCACAGCAGCCCGCUCUCUGCGCGCUCCCAUCCCAAGCACGCGCGUCGCCUUCACCGCUCGCCGCACAUUCCUCAGCAGUCCCACCCUACGCAUCAAAGAGGACGCAGACCGAAGCCCCGAACAGGUCGAGGCCGCAAAGCAAGAACAGCUCAGGGAGCAAGAAAAGGGCGAGGGCAGAUGGCGCGAGGACCUUGCCAGUCAUGGCGAGAGCAACAUUGCUGCGGACAAGCAACAAGUCAACGACCACGACGCGCAUAUGAAGGAGUUGCAGAAGGAGGGCAAGGAGAAGGGCGAGAAGGGUCAGAUGUAA